This is a messenger RNA of Aspergillus costaricaensis CBS 115574, 902 nucleotides long. Its product is annotated as guided entry of tail-anchored proteins factor 1. The coding region runs from base 231 to 821 and encodes 196 amino acids. The record is from RefSeq and is a predicted model, not a curated record. NCBI's taxonomy places the organism in Eukaryota, Fungi, Ascomycota, Eurotiomycetes, Eurotiales, Aspergillaceae. Gene Ontology annotation, biological process: tail-anchored membrane protein insertion into ER membrane. The transcript is spliced from 3 exons. Gene Ontology annotation, cellular component: GET complex.
GCCUUUCUCUCUUUCUUUGUCUGCUCGCUCAUUGUUAGAACUUCCCCGAGCUUGCUUUAGGUAACUUGCUCGUCUGAGGCAGGUCGCACGCACCACUCUCCGCGCAAGUCGGUCGGGCUUCGUGGUCUCUUUUCCGCCCACAUCUCCGGGAACCAAUUCGAUCUAUUCCUUGUUCUCUUUCCCUCCUACCUCCCCUCCGUCAAUUGAUCGCAGCCGACGUCUAGCCCAUCAUGCUGUCGCUUUUGUGGUCGGUUUUCUUCGUCCAUGUCGCCAUCUAUUUGGUUAAUACCAUUGGCGCUAGCACGAUUGAUAAUUUGCUAUGGCUCCUCUACCUAAAGGUCCCGACCUCCACGUCGAAGAAAUACAGAGAACAAAACCGACUUAAGCGCGAGGUCGUCCAGCUGAAGCGGGACAUGAACAACACCAGCUCACAGGAUGAGUUUGCGAAAUGGGCGAAACUCCGACGGAAGCAUGAUAAGACUAUGGAGGAAUAUGAGGCGAUAAACAAACAACUCAGUUCGCAGAAAACCUCUUUCGACUGGGGCGUCAAAAUAGUUCGCUGGUUCGGUACAUCUGGUCUCAAGUUCUUCCUGCAGUUCUGGUACUCGAAAACGCCUGUCUUCCAUCUGCCGGAGGGCUGGCUUCCUUACUACGUGGCGUGGGUGCUGUCGUUCCCCCGUGCGCCGAUGGGGUCGGUGAGCAUCCAGAUUUGGAGUAAUGUUUGUGCGACGGCGAUUACGACGAUGGCGGAGGUGGUGACGGCUGUUUUGUUGCAGAGGGCUACUGCUGCUGCUGCGCCUGCUGCGAAGAAGACUCAAUGAAGUUAUGUGUAUGUAUGCUAUGCUAUGCUAAUGGAUGCAUGGAUGUUUUGAGCUACGUGGAGUUGGAUGUGUAAAAAUAAG